Molecule: messenger RNA, 871 nt
Organism: Saccostrea cuccullata (small rock oyster)
Lineage: Eukaryota; Metazoa; Mollusca; Bivalvia; Ostreida; Ostreidae
Exons: 1
Coding region: 72-368 (98 amino acids)
Source: RefSeq, a predicted model, not a curated record
CGUUUUCUUUUCACUUCCGGUUUCAUCUCGUUUCUUCUUCAUUGCAAAAUACAACUCCGAAAAUCCUUAAUAUGGCUGAUGAAUGGAGUCUAGGAAAUGCUGAAUUAUUACAGCAGAUAGGAACUUUAGUUUGGGCGGUAAAUGACGACAAGGCGCCGAAAAUGGUAGAGAAUAUGGCAGCCUUAAAAAUCGGAUAUGAACUGUACCAAAGACUGAGUGGUCAGAGAGAUGUAGAUGCAUUACGUAAUCAAACCAUCAUGAACAUUGCAAAGUUUGUCAAAGAUCAUCCAAAGGCAUCAAAAGAAGAACUGACGAAAGAAGUUUCAAAACAAAUUUGGUUGUUCACUCAGAAACUUGAGCAAAUGUAAGCUGCUAGGAAAAUUUGUGUUGUUCAUGUUGUAGUGAUCUUUGUCCUUUAAGUGAAGAAGUUAUCCAUGUAUUAUAUAAAACAUGUAGUGUUUACCACAGAACUGGAAUUCAUUUUUCAUCAUUCAGUAAAGAUAAAGAUGCAAGAUUUGGAAAAUACUUUCGCAAAAAUCAACAAUUCUCCAGACAUCCCAACCAAUUUUUAUCGACAUGGAGCAACACGAAGCAACUCUCAGGACAGAAUAAAGGAUAUGGAAAGAAUAAUAUCAUGGACUCUAUUUAUCAAAUCUUCUGCAUGCAAUUGCAGUGCGAUAUGUUGGUAAAAAGUAUGUUUAGUUGGAUUUGACAGUUUGGUGUUUGAUGGAAAAGACAUGCAGCGCUAUAUCCUCCGACAUUAUAUUAGAAUGUAUUUUAUACUUUUAUUUAAAUUAUUAUACAUGUACAUUGUUAUUUUAGAUGUUAAGAUAUUAAUUAAAUUCAAAUAAAAUGUUUCUUUAUAAAAUAU